ACGCAGCUCAUGCACACUAGUUUUUAGCUAGUUAUCUCUUCAGACCUGCAAGAAGAAUAGAAUAACCGCUAAUAGAAGAACAACGAAUCAAAAAAUGAAUUCGACGAAGGGUUUCACAGACUGUAUUUUCUGGACUUCUGGUCACAUCAAUCCUCUCAACUACGACUCAUCUAGUUUCUUUUACGUGAGUCGAGCAGUGGUUGCAAUCAAUUGUAUUUCUUCACCUGUUUCUGCGGUUGGUAAUGGUCUUGUAUUCUUGACAAUCAUGACCACAACUUCGCUUCAAAAUCCUUCAAAUGUUCUUAUCGCAUCGCUGGCUUUAUCGGACUUCCUGAUUGGACUUAUCGUGCAGCCGUUGUUUACAGCAAUUGUUAUGCGCAAAAGUCUCUUCAUAAGUUGUAACUUUGAAGAUGGUACAACAUUUAUGGGCUUCUUGUGCACUUCUAUAUCAGCAACGUUGAUGGCAGCGGUUAGUUGCGAGCGAUACAUGGCCUUGUUUCUUCAUCUCAGGUACAACACUCUGGUAACGACCAAAAGAGUUAUCAUUGCCGUUUUACUGAUCUGGAUCUAUUGGAUCACCGAUACUUUGGCAUUCUUUCUCGGAGGUAUUGCUUUCAUCUUGGGACAAGUUUUCUGUACCACAGCAUGGCUCUUGUCGUCAUUUGYAAUUUCUCUGUCGUACUUCAAGAUUUUUGGCCUUGUUCGUCACCACCACCGUCAGAUUAACUCCCAGCAAGUAUCAGCCGGAGAUUCUAAGGCAAUUGCGACCUCAUCACAAACUAAGUUGGCCAUCACCAUGGGAUAUGUCAUCUGGGCAUCCCUACUCUGCUACAUGCCUACCACGAUUGUCUUUCAGUGGUUCAUGUUUAGCAAGAAUCCGAAUUCCGCUUUAUUCAACGCGUUUUAUAUGACAAUGACAAUUCAGUUUAUGAGUAGUAGCUUUAAUCCAGUCAUCUAUUGCUGGAGGAGACGGGACAUUAGACUUGCUACUAUUUCUAUGCUUAAAAGCACAUUCGGGCUCAAGCAGAACAAUACCCUGAACCCAACUGGGUACUCGGCCAACACAGAUAGAGAAACUAAGGAGACAUCAAGGGUAGCGUAGCGCAACCGCGCCUCCCGCCUCCCGCCUCUGCAUGGCAUCACUUGUGAGUAGAGUUUGUUAGGUCUCUCCAUGGAUUCGAGGGAAUUUCUUCGGUUUUCUUCUAUUCGCAAAACCUAACAUGCUAAUAUCCUAUUCGAUCUGUGAGUUAGCCAUGCCCUGACUUUGACCAGCCCAAAGCCGGUUGUAGGGUUUGAUCCAUGAGAAGCAUGUCCUAACUUUGAUCAGCCCAGAGGUUGUCUCAGGGUUCGAUCUCAUGAUCUGUGAGUAAGUCAUGCCCUGACUUUGAUCAGCCUAAAGGUUGUUACAGUGUUCGAUAACUCUGAAAAAAUUUAAUUUAAAGAAAAAUCUAUYAAUGUGUCUUAUCACUCGGUAUAUAUCACGGACUCAGCAUUUUAAAUAAAAGGACGCCUUUGACACUGAUUUUGAAUCAGUGCAGCUCAAUUUGUAGGGAUAGGCACGAAAGCAAAACUGCUUUUUGAAUUAAUGACAUUUUCUUUAAAAAUAUGUUUAAUUGUUAAAGACUGUAUUGACGUCUUUGGGAUAGCCAAAGAUAAUCAAAAUACUAAUAAGUUUAUUGAUAUUCUGCUAUAAAGACAAAGGUUGCCGCUUUCUCUCGUAUAUACGAGUCAUAAAAAAAGGAUAGUUAAUGUUUACUAAUAAAUUGUACAACUACUCUCAUUGGUUUAGCGUUCUUAUAUCAUAAUGUUAUUUAUCUUUAAGAUAAAGGAUUCUGCUUUCUCUCGUAU
This is a messenger RNA of Actinia tenebrosa (Australian red waratah sea anemone), 1848 nucleotides long. Its product is annotated as histamine H2 receptor-like. Gene Ontology annotation, molecular function: G protein-coupled receptor activity. Gene Ontology annotation, biological process: G protein-coupled receptor signaling pathway. Gene Ontology annotation, cellular component: membrane. NCBI's taxonomy places the organism in Eukaryota, Metazoa, Cnidaria, Anthozoa, Actiniaria, Actiniidae. The record is from RefSeq and is a predicted model, not a curated record.